CCUUGCUCUGCGCAUGGGCCCUCCCCGCCGGGUGGCCAUGUUGCAGCGCUAGCUGCCAGCGCAGAGGAGGCGGCGGGACCGCAGCGCGAACAGCACCGCGAUGGCCGUGGCCGUGGGGAGACCGGCGAACGAUGACCUUAGGAACCUGUCCCUCUCAGGCCAUGUCGGCUUCGACAGCCUCCCUGAUCAGCUGGUCAACAAGUCAACGUCACAGGGCUUCUGCUUCAACAUCCUCUGUGUGGGCGAAACUGGCAUCGGCAAGUCGACGUUGAUGGACACUCUGUUCAAUACCAAGUUUGAAAGUGAACCUGCGACGCACAACGAGCCUGGUGUGAGAUUGAAGGCGAGGAGUUACGAACUUCAGGAGAGCAAUGUCCGUCUGAAGCUGACUAUUGUCGACACAGUUGGAUUUGGUGAUCAAAUUAACAAAGAUGACAGCUACAAGCCUAUAGUAGAAUACAUCGAUGCACAGUUUGAAGCCUACUUGCAAGAAGAGCUGAAGAUCAAACGAUCCUUGUUCAAUUACCAUGACACCAGAAUUCAUGCCUGCCUAUAUUUCAUUGCACCAACCGGACACUCGCUGAAGUCCCUAGACUUGGUCACCAUGAAGAAGCUUGACAGUAAGGUGAACAUCAUCCCCAUCAUUGCUAAGGCUGACACCAUUGCAAAAAACGAAUUGCACAAGUUCAAGAGUAAAAUCAUGAGCGAGCUGGUCAGCAACGGCGUCCAGAUCUACCAGUUCCCGACAGAUGAAGAGACAGUGGCUGAGAUAAAUGCCACAAUGAGCGUCCACCUUCCUUUUGCUGUAGUUGGCAGCACUGAAGAAGUGAAGAUCGGCAAUAAGAUGGCAAAAGCCAGGCAGUACCCCUGGGGCGUUGUGCAGGUUGAAAAUGAAAAUCACUGUGACUUUGUGAAGCUACGGGAGAUGCUGAUCCGAGUGAAUAUGGAGGACUUGAGAGAGCAGACGCACACCCGACACUAUGAGCUGUACAGGCGCUGCAAACUUGAAGAGAUGGGAUUCAAGGACACGGAUCCAGACAGCAAGCCUUUCAGUCUCCAGGAGACCUAUGAAGCAAAGAGGAACGAAUUCCUGGGCGAACUCCAGAAGAAAGAGGAUGAAAUGAGGCAGAUGUUCGUCAUGCGAGUGAAGGAGAAGGAAGCAGAGUUGAAGGAAGCAGAGAAAGAUCUUCAUGAAAAGUUUGACCAUCUAAAGAGGACUCAUCAAGAAGAGAAGAAAAAAGUGGAAGACAAAAAGAAGGAACUUGAGGAAGAACUGAACAACUUUCAGAAGAAGAAGGCAGCAGCUCAGCUAUUACAGUCACAGGCUCAGCAGGCAGGUUCUCAACAAACCAAGAAAGACAAGGACAAGAAAAACUUCUUCUUUAUGUAACCGUGACUUUGCCCAGGCCCUGCACCCUCCUCUCCCAGUGGGGCACUGGAAGAGCCUGCGGCCACGGGCACCCUCGCCAGCAGAAGAGCCAUCUCAUUCUUCCAUCACGUCCGCCCUUCUCUCCUUCCCUUUUUGUUUUCCACCUGUGCGUCUGCGGGUGCACUGUGCCGUGUGUUUCUGUGCGGGAUCUGUCUGCUCCCGGCGCAUCUCUGACAGAAUGGAGGCUACCAAAAGUGACAGAGGUAACGGCUGGAGGGGAGAGCCUGGCCAUCGUGUGAGAUGAUGCUCUGCCUUACGUGUGUCGGGUUUUUCUCUCUCCCCAUUUUCUUCCUUUUUGUCUUAACAUGCACAUGUCCCUGAUGACAAAUGCUGUGCCUGUCGGUGAGGGUGAGUGUGCGUACCUGGAGAACUUGAUUUCUGCCUCUAAAGAUCAAGCCUGGCCACUUUGGACACUAUGACUUCAUCACAAGGACAUCCUGUGCUCCUCUGACGUGCGGAAAAUAAGUCCUUAGGCCGAGGUGACUCCUUUUUUUCAGUAUGUGGUCACAUGGAGUCGAAGUGGCUGAUGUUGCAUUGAUGGAGCCUGUUCUGGGUGGUCAAGGCUGUAUCAUUUUGGGGCUGAUCUGCCUCUGUAGGAGCCAAGUAUCUGUCUGUUCUUGUACAGCUCAGCUGCACUGACUUGUACUUGGAUUAAGGGCUUCAUUUUAUUUUCAUUGAAGUCUAAUUAGUGAUUAUUUUCUUAACAAUCCUGACUGCGGGGUAGUUGUUUGACUUUAUAACUUGUUUACUUUGGAAGCUAAUUCAGUCAAAAAGCUUGGAAGGUGCUGAAGUAUUGUUUGAAUGUGGAAAACGGAGGUUGUAAAUUUGGUCUGUAGUGGCCUCUAGCUGGUUUGGGAUGGAUGGAAGGAGCCAGCCGGAUCCUCCUCGGAUGUUUUUCUACCCGGGGUGGUGUAUUUAUUUUUUUUUUAACCAAAUACUAGUGAUGUAUUCUUCUCAUCUGUGAACCUUAAUCAAGGAAUUCACCUCCUUCAACCUGCCUGGAAAAGGUACUGUUACAGUGUCUCGUUUUUGCCUCUUCCAGUCUUUGUGAAGCACAAGUGGCCAGGGGUCUCUGCUGAAAUAAUCUGGGGGUUUUGAGAAGCACAAUGUUUUUCAGCACUCUUCGGUGACAGGGUUUGGUCAGCAGAAACUCCUUCCAGCCAGGUGGUGAGAAAAACUGCUUAUCCUGGAAACAUUUGCAACCGACCAAGUCACGUUAUAGGUACAAUCGGAAAGAUUAUAAAAUAUUGGCCUUGUGCAUACACUGUAAGGACGUACCCGGUAUGUAAAUGGAGGUGGGUACCACUGCCCAGACUGGAGGGAUGCGAGUCUUUGCGCUGAUGUCUUAGGACAGGGUUUGCAUUAAUACCAAAGGUGGAGCCUGCUGUCCCACCUGAGCCUCGGUGGGCUCCCGGCCACGUCUGCUCUCCAGACGGAUCCAGAGAACUUGUCGCAGUCAGCCUUCUGAGGAUAAAACAGAGCAGCUAAAGCCUCACAGGGUGAGGCCUUGAGGGUGUUGCUGGAUUGAACUGUGCCUGUGUUAAUUCUUCUUGUAUUCUGCAAACCUUCGGAUGCCUUGCUGACUGUGAAGAGGUUGCACUGCUUGCCGGAGGGAAUCCUUUGUGUUCUGUCAGGGCUUAGGUAACAGAGCUCUGCGUGCACUGAGCUGUCUGUGCUUAGCAAGAAGCGAUGGGCUGAGCCACGUGUUUUCUGAAAUCAGUCAUUAACUCUGCAGCCAAGGGCUCCUGUGGGAUUGUGGCAUGCUGGUCCUUGAGCCACCCCUGCACCUCACGCAGUGUGAGUGUCAUCUCCAGCCUGGGGGUCUCCAUGCGUGAUAGCAGUCACUGUUUACUGAGAAAGUGUCUUGGCCAUUAAAAUGCCCAGUUUACAAGUGCUGUGUCUUUAUUUCAGUGUUGGUGCUUAGGCCUGUCUGUGGCAUCAGGCUGUGGCCCUGUCCGUGGCAGCCUCCAGCUGGCUAAAAUCCCCUCCUGGUUACUCAUCCAGAGGCCAGCCCAGCCACCGGAUGGCUCUUGCAUCCUAUGCGCUCUAGAGUUUUGCUGUGCUGGUGCUCGAGUCCCGCCUGCAGCUCUGGACUUCAUGUCUCCAGAAGGAUGUAGUGGAGUUAGAGAAGGGCACUUGAUAAAUGGGACGGAGCAGCAGCCGGCCAGGUGAGACUGCAGAGGCUCCGAGGCCUCGGUUUGCAGAGGGAAAGGCUGAGAUGAGAGGACAAUCAGCCCCGCUGCGCGCGGGAGGGUGCAGCAGAUGUCCUCUAGAGGUCUCUUCCAGCCUGUGGUUACUUGUGAUUCUCUGUUACAACGUGGGAUGCCGACCUGCUGCUUUCCUAAGAGGCAGGAACAGAACGUGAGCGGCACUCGGCUCGAGGAAACCGGCUCAAAACGUGGAGUAACUUCUUUACAAGGCAGGUAGUAAACUCCUGGAAUUUGUUGCUCCAGGCUGUUGAGGCAGAUGAUAUCAGCAGAAGGGUUUGGCAUUGUUGGGGUUUUUUGAGGGGACCAGAGUCAUAUGGGAUUUUCAAGGAAUGGAAAUUAGAAUGAAAUACGUGACAUCUAUGAUGUGGUGCUGGUGGAUCCUGGGACAGAGGCGGGUUGAACAAAGAGCAGAAAGCACGUACGGGUGCUGCGAGCAGGGUUUGUAGCGAGACAUAUAUUGGACAUAUACAAUACACUGCACUGAGAGUGUUCCGGAGGUUUUCUCACACCUCAGUGCUGAUGGCAGGGAUGGUCACCGGCCCUUCUGCUCCACCCAUGCGGCUGUUAGGGAAGGAGUUGGUGUGGGGAAGGGACAGCGUUGGGAAACCUCCUGUUGGACAGCUCAGGAGGUUUUUUGUCACUCAGUGUCACCACAUGACUCUGGCAGAGCGGGGAAAGGUUUAAAAGAUUUAAAAUCAGACUUGUGGGCUUAACCCUCCUGUUAAGCUGGGGAGUAAAGAGGAACUUUAACAAACUCUCCAAGCCCUCAGCUGGGAACGACUCUCAGGCUGGUUGUGCCCUGAGGCCCAGGCUUCAGGGCUGCCAUGCUGCUGUGGGCCGGGUAUUGAUCUACUUGAGGAAUGAGCAUCUUCCCCGUGUUUGGUACCUGCAGGUCUGUCUCGUGUAAGAGAGAAAUACUUAACAACCACCUUGUGACAUCUCCGCGGUCCCUGUGGAGGCCCUGCCUGCCAGCACUGGCCUCUGAGGUCCAGGCGUCCCCAGAGCACGGCUCUUCCUCUCUGUGGGAGGUGCACAAAGGCCAGUUUGGUGCUGCCUGUGGCGUGCAGCAGAGCUGGGCACUUGCGCUUGGAGCAGGGGUGGCUUUGAAAGUUCAUCCUCCCCAUUGUGCUGCAUCCAUGGGCCUCGAGGGUGCAGCCAGGCCUUGGCAUGUUUCAGGGCCGCAUAGGCACAAUGGAGAGUUUUGUAGCAGAUUUAUUCCAUGUGUACUGGGUGGGUUUAAACUGGUGUGUUCCCAGCAAAGGUAGAGGAAGGGAAGAGACAGGUUCAAACAAGGCGCUUGCAAUUGCAGAGGCUGGGUUUUCCCUUUUGCAUCUGGAAGAGCAAAAGGCAACAGGAUGCUGCUGGGCAGCACAGCCAGAGAGCUGGCCCAGAAGCGUCACAGGACCCUGUGGAGGCAGGUCUGCCAAACAGGGCAGCUUUUGUCUGUCAGAACCUUGGGCUUUGUGUUGGAGUUCCCUGUGUGCAGGCAAAAGACAAUCCCUGUGGAUUUGUACGUAGUGCCAGGAAAAUAAAAAGGCGUCUGUGUCUGCAGUCUGCUCAGGCUGGGGCUGGGGCAGUGCCUGCACAGCGCGGUGGCUUGGCCAGCCUUGUGCAGCACUGGGAGGCUGGGAAGGUUCUGGGCAGUGACCCUUUCUAGUACUUUAAUUAAUAAAUACUGGGAGAGCCAGAAGUAACAUGGAGUAUGCGUGAGCACAAUUCUGAACGCAGGUGAGGACACUGGAAUUACUGUGGUGAUUCUCAUGCUGUUCCCAAAGCGGCAACAGGAAGACCUCUCCCUCUUCCCCUUUUGCCCCUCUGCCCCUCAUCACCGCAGAGCUCUUCUGCCGGGGACGUGCCUUCUGUGGGGCAGCGCAGGGCCUGCUCUCGUCCCAUCACUUUGGGGAGGAGAUGACUAUGGGAAGGAAAACUUCCCUUCUCACAGAGGGGCUCACAACCACAGCUGCAGCACAUCUGUUCAGAGCUGCUCCCGCAGCAGCUGAAUCCCUCUCCUCACUCCCAGCUUCCUUCCCUGGUGUUCCUGCCAGUUGGUACAGACACCCCUCACUUGCCAGCCCUGUGCCAACUCCUCUCUGUGCACGUCUGCAGGUGGGUUUGGGCGACGAUCCUCACACGUGCCCACGUGCCGGUGCUGCGGAAUAGGGCAGGGGGGAAUGCGUCCUUUAAACUGGGAGGGACAAUGCUGUGGCACUUUGGUCUCCAUCUCCUCUUCCGGAAGGCAAGCAAGAACCCACAGCCGGCUGGGGCACGGGAAACCUGCUGCUCUCACACAGGGCUGACCCAGAGUGGCCUCCACAGGUAGAACUGAUCCUGGACCCAGGGCAAAAGCAUGAAAGGAGGCUGGGACUCCAGGACAACUUUCUUUAUUGCUACCAGAAGGCGUUCAUCAGUACAAUGGCUCCAAGUACGAUACCUUCCUCAGGGCUGUGGAGAGAGCUUACAAUUGGGAGACGUCAUUCCGAGAAACAGAGGUGUCACAUUAAGGAGACGAGUUUUAAAGGUUUGACUGUUGGUUAGAAGUGACACGAACACAAAACUUGGAGGGGUAGGGUCCUUGGUUUUGGUUUUGUGGCUGGUAGUUACACACUGUUCAAAGCUCAGGCGGCGGCAGCCACCUCAGCACCUUACCAAGCCGUGCUGGUCACAGGCCAAGCUUCUAAACACACGGGGAACAGACUGUGGAAUUUAAGGGGAACGCUUGACAGCGUUGAUGAAAACCCACACUGAGAGCAACGUUUCUUGGUGCAAACAAAAAAAAUACCAUUCUUGUUCGAGUGGUACCAAACCCGUUAACUGCUUUCUGUGUUUGAAAACACAAACUGUUUCACCUUGGAGAAGUCUCUGUCAGGGAGGAGCACGGUGGCCGCUGCCCUCAUGUCCUCCCAGAGAACCUCCACACUCCGGGGGCUGGAACUGGAGUGGGCGGCAGUGUGCAAGCGCUGGCUUUGGUUUGUUCCUGACUAACCUUAUUUAAAUCCAGUUAUUAAAUAUUCUCACAUUUAAACACCAAAGUGCUAACAAAACAAAACAGAUCCCUUUCUUGAGAGAGGGACAAGGAAGCCGUGGUGGAGGUCAGGUAGUACAGAACGUCAUGCACAAGACUGGCCGAGACUUGAAAGAGGAGCGAGGAGGAAGAGAGCAAGGAGGAGAUAGAAAUCGGAUCAGAGAGGUGUUAGUUGGCUGGGAAACCUGGAACAACUCUGCACGACGGAUGUGAGCUUGUGGAUGUGGAGAAUGGGUUACAAUACACAGGAACAGAAAAACAGUGGAACUGACAACACUAGAAGGAAACAAAUUUUUGCUACUUUUUUUGUUUGGUUUUUGGGUCUUUUUUUAGAUUUUUAUACUUUUUUUGUGUUUUUAAGUGCUUAAA
Cuculus canorus (common cuckoo) is the source of this 7030-nucleotide messenger RNA. It is a transcript of the gene SEPTIN11, whose product is annotated as septin 11. Gene Ontology annotation, molecular function: GTP binding; GTPase activity; molecular adaptor activity. Gene Ontology annotation, cellular component: microtubule cytoskeleton; septin ring; cell division site. Gene Ontology annotation, biological process: cytoskeleton-dependent cytokinesis. Lineage: Eukaryota; Metazoa; Chordata; Aves; Cuculiformes; Cuculidae. The record is from RefSeq and is a predicted model, not a curated record. The coding region runs from base 101 to 1390 and encodes 429 amino acids. The transcript is spliced from 11 exons.